UGCAGUGGUGCACAACUUUACACCACCACAGUAGCUCUGGUUGGGGGGGUUCAGGAUACUGUGUGUGCCAUUCGAUGGCGCCGCUGGGAAAAUCUUGGGGCCAGUCUUAUUGAGGCGAUGCUGUUCUUGCUGAUCCUCCUCUUCUCGUUCUUGAGGUUCCCAGUGGAGACCGGAGCCAGAUCACAUUCUCUGCAGUAUUUCUAUUCAGCUGUAUCUGAGCCAGUCCCAGGAGUCCCUGCAUUCUCUGCCUUUGGCUAUGUGGAUGACCAACGCUUUAUCCACUAUGACAGUGUGGGGAUGAAGGCAAAAUCUCAUGCUCUGUGGUUGAAGGAGGGGCCAAGCUACUUUGACGAUGAGACCAAGAUCUUUACAAGUCGGAUGAAGUUAUUCCACCUAAAUUUGAGGAAUUUGCAGCAAUACUACAACCAAACCAUUACCCAUAGUCUGAACAAAGCAUUGAAACAAAAGCAAGCAGAUGCCCACACCCUCCAGUUCACUUACGGCUGUGAGCUCCUGGACAAUGGUAGUACUAUAGGAUACUGGCGGUAUGGUUAUGAUGGUGAUGACUACCUGAAUUUGGAUAUGAACCUUCUGCAAUACAUACCACUGUCACCCAUGGCUCACUACACCAAGCAGAAAUGGGAACACAACAGGAAGGACUUCAUAGAGAGAGACAAGAUCUAUUUGGAGAAAGAGUGCAUCCUGUGGCUUCGAAGAUACUUGGAGUGUGGAGGGGAGAGCUUGAAUCGCACAGAUCCCCCCAAAACACACAUGACCCACCGCUCCAUCUCAAGUCAUGGAGUCAUCUUGAAGUGCUGGGCCCUGGGCUUCUAUCCUGCAGAGAUCACCCUGAUCUGGCAGCGGGAUGGGGAAGACCUGACUCAGGACACGGAGUUUGCGGAGACCAGGCCUGGAGGGGAUGAAACCUUCCAGAAGUGGGCAGCUGUGGUGGUACCUUCUGGAGAGGAGCAGAGAUACACCUGCCAUGUGCAGCAUGAGGGGCUGCCUGAGCCCAUCAUUCUGAGAGUGGAAAUACCUCCUCCAUUCACCAGCUCCAUCCUGAACAUUAUUAUCGGCUUGGUUCUGUUUGUGGUGAUAGGAGUUGUGUUGAUUGGAAUUAUGGUGAGGAGGAAGAAAUACUUAGUGUGAGGCAUUGUAUGGGACCAAGUGAUGUCGGAUUUGUUCACCUCCUAUCCUGCACUGUGACUUCAUGUUCUUCUGAUACUUUUUUUCUGCAAAGAGCAUCUGAGUGUGCCUAUGUUUCUAGUGUAUAAUGUGAGAAAGUGAGGAGAAUGAUGAACUCUCUGCCACUGUCCUCCCUCACCUCAACACACACAACGACCUGUGUUCUCUUAACCUGAUGACUUCCCUGUUCCAGCAUAGGUGGGGAUGGACUAUUUCCAUCCUUGUCUCAAAUUCCUGUUGCAUGGAGCUUCUAAUGCUUUACUGCAAAUAAACAUCUGAACAUGA
Molecule: messenger RNA, 1470 nt
Organism: Erinaceus europaeus (western European hedgehog)
Lineage: Eukaryota; Metazoa; Chordata; Mammalia; Eulipotyphla; Erinaceidae
Product: patr class I histocompatibility antigen, A-5 alpha chain
Exons: 6
Coding region: 118-1149 (343 amino acids)
Biological process (GO): antigen processing and presentation of endogenous peptide antigen via MHC class I via ER pathway, TAP-independent; immune response; antigen processing and presentation of endogenous peptide antigen via MHC class Ib
Cellular component (GO): external side of plasma membrane
Molecular function (GO): peptide antigen binding; signaling receptor binding
Source: RefSeq, a predicted model, not a curated record